AUGUCACAAGUUUUCAUCUAUUUCUCCAUUCUUAUGCCUGCGGGGUCCUGCAUUGUUAUUUCUAUGCUGCUGGGGACACUUUCAUAUAAUACACCUUUAACCCUCACUGCAAUGUGUCUGGAGCGCUAUGUGGCCAUAUGCAUGCCACUGAGACAUGGACAGAUUUGUACAGUCAAGAGGACCCUAAAUGUUAUUCUCAUCAUUUGGCUAAUUGGUUCGAUUCCUAGUUUCAGAGAUUUUAUUAUUGUUGUAGCAACAGAGGUCAAAACAUUUUAUUUUGAAAGAAACCUCUGCAACUAUGACUUGAUGAUGAGAAGUAGCUGGCAAUCGUAUAUGCGGUCAGUAAUGGCAAUGUUGUAUUUUGGGGUCAUGUUAGGCACGGUGGCUUUCACAUAUGUCAAAAUAAUGGAGGUGGCAAGAACUGUAUCUGCCGACAGUUCGGCCUCCAAAGCUCGAAACACAAUUCUCUUACACACCUUUCAGCUUAUGUUUUGUUUAGCUGUUUUAGUUUCCCCUUUCGUAGAAAUGGAAAUCUUCCGAAUAAACCAGAACAUUAUCUCACACAUAAGAAAAUGGUCUGUGACCCUGUCGUACCAAUUGGCCGUCUUUUCCAGGGACAUAACCAGUUUCCUCUCAAUGGCCAAGAGAGCAAGGUUUCUAAAACGACCUUGGCCCAUCGUGUUGCAGGUGUAUGACUUGACCCGUUUUAAACAGGAGAAGCUCCUCUCUACACCUGCUGAUGUAGCUCCAAUUGUUGCCACUAACAACAAGAGCUUGUAUAGCUGA
Messenger RNA from Polypterus senegalus (gray bichir), 786 nucleotides. Its product is annotated as odorant receptor 131-2-like. The transcript is spliced from 2 exons. Gene Ontology annotation, cellular component: membrane. Gene Ontology annotation, biological process: G protein-coupled receptor signaling pathway. NCBI's taxonomy places the organism in Eukaryota, Metazoa, Chordata, Cladistia, Polypteriformes, Polypteridae. Gene Ontology annotation, molecular function: G protein-coupled receptor activity. Bases 1 to 786 code for a protein of 261 amino acids. The record is from RefSeq and is a predicted model, not a curated record.